AUGAAAUACUCUCUGCUCAAGCCCGAGUCGCAGGCAAUGGAAGAACGGGGACAUGAUGAGCAAGAGCCUUCCCACGAUCCUUGGAAGCAGCGUUUCACGAUCUUGAACAUCGUCCUCUUUUUCUUCUCUGCAUCACUCCUUCUGCUUGCCGUUCGGAUAGAGGAUGCACGGACGCCCAGAGACGACUUGGGCUACCAACGACUGUAUUCCCCGAUCUGGAGCGCGGUUGAAUACCAGAAAAAGGUAUUCUACGCCGAUGUGGAAGCCAACAAGAAGUACGUCGGUCAGCCGCGGCCAGAGCUGGACGAGGCCUGGGCCAACAUUACCGAAGGCCAUCUGAUACUACUGAAUGAGACCGGUGUUCGAGCCCUCGGUCAAUCGCUGGACGAGGCUGUCAGUCUUGAAGGCAAAUACUUUGCCCUCCCCGAGUACUACCACCAGAUGCACUGCCUCGACAUCAUCAGGAGGUCGUUUUGGCGGGAGCACUAUUCGGAUUUCAAGGUGUUUCAGUUCAGCGAAGAGGCGAUCAUGGGUCACAUAGAUCAUUGCUUGGAUCUUCUUCGGCAAAUGAUUAUGUGCACUGCGGACGUUGGACUCAUCAUUUAUUAUUGGGAGGGAGCCGACAGGGAACCACAGGCCAAGUUCGCCACUGAGCACAUGUGCAGGAACCUGGACCGGAUCAAUGAUUGGGUGCUCGAGCACAAGUGGGAAGAUGAGGUUACUUUUGAUCCUCUGGACCCACACAUGAUGUUGUCGCAUCGAAACUGA
This is a messenger RNA of Zymoseptoria tritici IPO323, 768 nucleotides long. RefSeq lists its product as uncharacterized. The transcript has 4 exons. The record is from RefSeq and is a predicted model, not a curated record. Gene Ontology annotation, biological process: mycotoxin biosynthetic process. NCBI's taxonomy places the organism in Eukaryota, Fungi, Ascomycota, Dothideomycetes, Mycosphaerellales, Mycosphaerellaceae. The coding region runs from base 1 to 768 and encodes 255 amino acids.